AUGAGCACCAGCAUGCGCGAUCUGAUAUCUGCCGAGGCAGAGCUCGACGACGAGGAUGACGAGUCUUUUGACGAAGAAACCGGCGGCCAGCGCAAAAGCAACCGACCUCAGGAUUUCGACGAUUCCUCCGAGGAAGAGGAAGACGACGAUGACGAGGAGGAGGCGCGCAAGAUUCGCGAAGGCUUCAUUGUCGAAGAUGAAGACGAAGAAGACGGAGAGGGUGAAGGCGGCAACGACGAAGAGCGACAUGUUAAGAGAAAGCGCGAGCAUCGCGAUCGCGAACAAGAAGAACAAUUGGACGAGGAUGACUACGAUCUCGUGGGAGAGCAGUAUGGCGAACAGCCAAAGUCGCAGUCGCAGUCCAAGUUCAAGCGCUUAAAGCGUGGACACCGUGGCGAUGGCGGCGAACCGAGCAAAGCUGGCGGCCUAGAAGACAUCUUUAACGAUGAAGAUGACGAAGCUGGUGAUCAGAGAGGAUACAGAUCCAAUUUCCGCGCCCAAGCCGACGAGUUUGACGACUUCAUCGAAGACGAUUACCCCGAAGACGAUGACGAGCGCGAGCGCGCCCAGGAGGAUGUCGAGGUCGCCCGCAACAAAGACCGCGGCGUGUCUGGCAUUGUUGACACUACAGGAUUGGACAAGGAAGCCCUGGACGACAUGGAAGCCAUCUUUGGCAAUGGCGAGGACUACGACUGGGCUCUUCAGAUGGAGGACGAAGAGGAGGAGCGCGAACGAGAUGAGCAGGGAAUCGAGCUAAAGGAUGUCUUUGAGCCAUCACAGCUCAAGGAGAAGCUCCUCACCGACGAAGACAACCUCAUCCGCUUUACAGACGAGCCCGAGAGAUUCCAGCUGGAUCGCAAGCCGUUUAAGAAUCUUCAACUCACAGCUGAGCAAUUCCGCGACGAGGCCAAGUGGAUCAGCGACCAACUCUGGCCCAAGAAGGGCUUGUCACAAGACUUGUUUGGGGCUUUCGGCAAAGCAGUCGGCAAGGUUCUCGAGUUCUUCGUCGUUGAUGAGGUCGAAGUCCCUUUUGUUUUCCAGCAUCGCAAGGACUAUUUGCUCCACUCCAAGAAGAUCCGCAAGUCAACUCACGACGACCCGGAUGGCCCCGAUUAUUCUAUCCAGUCCGACAAGCUCCUAAAUCAGGACGACCUUUGGCGAAUCCUCGAACUCGACAUCAAGUUCCGAUCGUUCAUCGAGAAGAAGAAUGCGCUAGAAAAAGCGGUCGAAAAUCUCAAGACGGUCGAGGUUGAGGAUCAAAUGGUCGAAGAUAUGAUGGUGGACGCCGCGACCAUGGAGGAGCUGCAGGAUCUGCAGGACUAUCUCCAUUUCCAGUACGGCCCCAAGCUCAAGGAUUUGGCCGUCAUGGCUGGCAACAAUGCUCAGAUGAAGAAGCCUGGCUCCAAGAGCAGUCUUUUGGAUCGCGUGCGCAAUGGCAAGGCCUACUACUUUGUCAAGGCAUAUGGUAUCUCAGCCGACCAACUGGCGAAGAAUGCUCUCCGCCAGGGCAAAAAGAUCAGCCCCGAUGAUGACUCGCAAUACCCCAUGGAUCUUGCUGACAGUCUGAUCGACGACAACUUCAGCACUGGAGACCAGGUCAUUGGCGCAGCGAGACAAAUGUAUGCCGAGGAACUCUGCGCCAGCCCUCGCAUGAAAAAAUAUUUCCGCAGCUCAUACUACCAAGCUGCUGAGAUAAGCUGUCGCCGCACGGACAAGGGUCUCCGGAAGAUUGAUGAUACUCAUCCGUACUACGAGAUCAAGUACCUUCAGAACCAAACAAUCGCCGACCUUGUGCACCAACCCGAAAUUUUUCUCAAGAUGAUGCGAGCCGAGGAGGAGGGCCUAAUCGAAAUCAAGCUUGUCAUGCCUCCUCACUACGAUUUCCGCAAGCAGUUGUACCAAGAGUUUGAGUCGGAAAAUUUCAGUGACCGUGCAGAGCAAUGGCGAGAGGAGCGCAAGAAAGUCCUGGAUACAGCCUAUCCUAAGCUUGAAAAGGCCAUAGGCAAGAACAUCAAGGAAGUCAUCCGCACGUUCUGCCAGGACGAAGUGCUCAAGAUGAUUCGCCAAGACUACUACAGAAAGCUGGAUCAAGCGCCAUACAAGCCCAAGGGUAUGAUUUUGGGAACUACUCCGCGCGUCCUCGCGCUCUCCAACGGCAUGGGCGACCCCGCGCGUGAUCCUGUAUGCUGGGCCUGGGUUCCUGAAGACGGCCGUGUGCUGGAGCAGGGCAAGUUUGGUAACCUGGGACGUGAUGAGAGCCAGCGCGAGGCUUUUGUCGAGCUGGUCAACCGCCGUCGACCGGACGUCAUUGCCGUCAGCGGUUGGUCCUGUGACACGCACAAAUUAGUUCGCGACCUCGAGAGCCUGGUAAGCGAGAAGGCUCUUAUGGGACCAGAAUUCGAGGACCCCGAGACCAACGACUACCGAACCGAGCAACUGGAGGUUAUGAUUGUGGAUGACGAGGUAGCCAGGUUGUACAAGGACAGCCCUCGCGCCAUUGCCGAGCACCCUUCGCUCAACCCUGUCACCAGAUACUGUGUCGCCCUGGCUCGCUACAUGCAGAACCCGAUGAAGGAAUAUGCUGCGCUGGGCAAAGAUGUGGCCUCGCUCUCCUUCCACCCUUGCCAGCAACUGCUGCCGCAGGACAAGGUCGCCAAGUACCUUGAAUCUGCCAUGGUGGACACAGUCAACAUGGUUGGCGUCAAUAUCAAUGAUGCUAUGGCCGACACGUACACAGCGAACCUGCUCCCAUUCAUCGCUGGUCUGGGGCCCCGCAAGGCCACCAGCGUCAUGAAGGCCAUCAAUGCCAACGGUGGCUCGGUGAACACAAGAGAGGAGCUUGUGGGUGACCCCGAGAGCCGAAAGCUUCCUGUUGUUGGCCCUCGUGUGUGGAACAACUGCGCCAGUUUUCUGUACAUUGAUUACGACGCUACGAAUCCUGCCUCGGACCCCCUGGACAAUACUCGUGUCCAUCCUGAAGACUAUGAACUCGGUCGCAAGAUGGCCGCAGACGCGCUGGAACUCGAUGAAGAAGAUGUCAAAGCUGAGAUUGACGAAAAUGGCCCGGGCGCAAUUGUGCGCAAGCUGUUCAAGCAGGGCGAGCAAGAGAGAGUCAAUGAGCUGGUUCUAGACGAGUAUGCGGAUCAGCUGCUGCGCAACUUUAACCAGCGAAAGCGCGCCACUCUGGAGGCCAUCAGUGCCGAACUGCAGGCGGAGUACGAAGAGCUGCGUAGAAGCUUUGCGCCGAUGACGACUUCAGAGAUCUUUACCAUUUUCACUGGCGAGACCAAGCAUACGCUUUGCGAGGGCAUGAUUGUACCCGUCAACAUCCGCGUGGCCAGAGACGACUUUGCCAUUGCUAAGCUCGACUGUGGCAUCGAGGGUCGCGCGGAGGCUCACGAAGUGACUAGUCGACCUUCGGUCAAGGACGUGCUCAGUGUGGGCCAGACAGCGCGGGCCAAGAUCUUGGAAAUGGACUACAAGGCGUUCUCUGCCAAGCUUUCGAUGCGAGAGGAUUCUCUCCGGAUUCCCUACAAGCGACCGAUCAAUCAUGGGCGCGACGGCUGGGACUACGCGCAAGAAGCCGCGGACAAGGAGGAGCUCAAAGAGAAAGACAAGUCUACCGGCCGCGCGCAACGUGUUGUCAAGCACCCGAAUUUCAAGCCGUACAACGGUCUGCAGGCGGAGGAGUUUCUCGGAUCACAAGCACCUGGCGAAGUUAUUAUCCGGCCGUCAUCAAAAGGAAACGACCAUCUGGCGAUUACGUGGAAGGUUGCGGACAAUGUGUACCAGCACCUUGAUGUAUUGGAGAUGCAAAAGGAAAAUGAAUUUUCGGUGGGCAAACUGUUACGAAUUGGCGGGAAAUAUACGUAUAGCGAUCUGGACGAGUUGAUUGUGGACCACGUCAAGGCUAUGGCGCGCAAGGUGGACGAGAUGAUGCGUCACGACAAGUAUCAGAACCGAUCACGUAACGAGACUGAAAAAUGGCUCACUACGUACAUUGACGCAAACCCCAACCGAUCAGCGUAUGCAUUCUGCAUUGACACGAAGCACCCAGGAUAUUUCUGGCUGUGCUUCAAGGCCAGCCGGACAGGGACUGUGAUUGGCGUCCCUAUUCGGGUGAUUCCGCAAGGCUUUGAGCUCAAGGGAUAUCAGUACCCUGAUAUGCGUGCUCUGUGCAAUGGCUUUAAGCUGCGGUACCAAAAUGAGUUUUCGAGAAUGGGGUCAAGAUGA
Messenger RNA from Akanthomyces muscarius, 4233 nucleotides. RefSeq lists its product as uncharacterized. Gene Ontology annotation, cellular component: transcription elongation factor complex. Gene Ontology annotation, biological process: transcription elongation-coupled chromatin remodeling; transcription elongation by RNA polymerase II; mRNA transcription by RNA polymerase II. The transcript has 4 exons. Gene Ontology annotation, molecular function: histone binding; DNA binding; nucleosome binding. Bases 1 to 4233 code for a protein of 1410 amino acids. The record is from RefSeq and is a predicted model, not a curated record. NCBI's taxonomy places the organism in Eukaryota, Fungi, Ascomycota, Sordariomycetes, Hypocreales, Cordycipitaceae.